GUGGCUGUCACACAACUUUGCAUACAGACAGCAACUCAGCUGGACCAACUGGAGUGCAAGCUGCCUUUCUCUUACAAGAGAUUCUAUUUGCUGGGAUCUGAGCAACACUGGCAGCACACUGUGACUGACUUCCCCCAGCCAAGUCAGCUGGAGCCCUGCUAUUGAUUCCUGCAGAAUUUUGUGAGUUCCCUGCAUGCUUGUUAAAGGAUAUUUUCAGGAGCAGAACUUCCCAAUGCAGUUACUGUAGACGCCUCUUUACAACGACCUCAAGUAAUGACAGAACCAAGACUCUAAAGGCUAGGGGAUUCCACUCACUCUCCCGUCUGUAACCAUGCACCUAGCUACAAGUGACACUUGCACCCUGAUGAAGUCGUCAGCAGUGUACUUUCUUUAAGCCCAUGACUCUUAUGACUACGCAGUAUCGUAGGCAACUUCCUGAAGUCCCUACAGAGCAGCCUGUGAGUACGGCUCGGGUCAGAGCGCCUUACCAUCUUCUCUGUGAAAGCCAGGAACAGAAAAGAAAAAACACCAGCUGGGGAAAAAACGUAAUCAUGGGGGAUCAUGCAGCCUGUACCACAAUUGGAAAGGAUAACUCCACUAUUUGUCCAAGCAUUCCCUACGGAGACAGCAAGACACUUCUAAUUGCUGUUUACAGCAUUGUUUUUGCCAUUGGUCUUCCAGCAAAUUGCUUAACUUCCCUGCUCGCACUUGUACAAAUCCGAAGGAAUAAUGCAAUUGCCAUCUACAUUUUCAGCUUGUCAUUGUGUGAUCUGAUGUAUUUAAGUACCUUGCCUCUCUGGAUUAUCUACGUGCAACACGAUCACCGGUGGACUAUGGGUGAACAGGUUUGCAAAUUAACAGGAUUCAUAUUUUUCUGCAACAUAUACAUCAGCAUUCUGCUUUUAUGCUGUAUUUCUCUGGAUCGUUAUGUGGCACUGGUGUAUGCUCUGGAAUCAAGAGGCAGAAGAGGACGCAAAAAGGCAAUCAUAAUAGUAUGUUUUCUUGUUGCUGUGGUUGCAGUAAUCCACAGUCCAAUAUUUAACAUGAAUAGUAUACAUAACAAUAACUGCUUCGAGACCUUACCCCUUGACAAAACACUGGCUUCUUUCAGCUUUGCCAGAUUCCUAUUUGGAUUUGUCAUACCUUUCACAAUUCUCAUUUUCACCAACUACAAAAUCUUCCAAAGAACAAAAAUAAGUGACAGCGUGACUUGUCACCAGAAAGCCAAAGUGAAGUACCUGGCAAUUGCCAUAAUUGUCAUUUUCCUGAUGUGCUUUGCUCCCUACCAUGUGGUACUCCUAAUAAGAGCCAUAUACUUUAUGUUUCAUCAGGAUUGCUCGUGUCCAUUUGAAAAAAGUAUAUAUUCAGUUUUUACAGUGUUUCUGUGUUUAUCAACUGCAAAUGGCAUUGCUGACCCAAUCAUCUAUGUGCUGACUAGUGAAAAUGUCAGGAAAGAUUUCUACAGAAGCCUGAGAAGGUGGAAAUCAAACUCAUCCAGGCUCAACUCAUCCAUUAAUCAUAAGACUGACAGUAGCAAAUUGAAAAUGCAGAAAGAAUCACAAGAAGAAGUAUUAGGGGAAGAAAACAAAGCGAUAGCAAGUUCAUCACAGGUGCUGGAGACCAUAUGCAGUCAUAAUAGCAAAGACCCAGAAGGUGGUAGCUAGCAGUUUGCAGCUGCAGCUGGCUGCUGACAGCAAAGAAGUUCUCAAUGUGAGUUGCAGACUGCUCAGCGCAGCACACAAAUAUUUACAUGCUGAUGUCCAAAGGAAGGGUUGUGGGUUUGUUUUUUUUUGCUGUACGUGGGCCAGCAGCUCCUUGAAAACAUUACAGGAAUGUUACUUCUUAUUUCUGUUUCUCUCCUUGUAUGAGGUUUGCCCAUCAGUACCAUUAGUGAAAACCUUGCUUGGUGAAGAACAUGUGGAAUAAACUUUGAAAUCGACUUUCACUCGAACUGAAGUCUUAAAAGCUUAUUUUUGGACUCUUACAAAGUGAGAAUCAGUUUCUUCUUCUGAGCUGAACAAAAAGAAACACCCAACCUGGGAGAACAACGUGAGGCCCAUUCUUCUGGUUGAAAUCACUAGCUCUUCAGGAGGUACACGUUCAGAUUCUCAUGCAUGUAUCCUGUUGUUAAAGUUUGUGGUUAACCAGUGGAAAAUAUAAAAAAUGAGGAAGUCUUUCAUGAGCCUUGAAAAUGUUCCUAAUGCUUCAGUGUGCAGUUUAAUCUACCUUGCAUGUACUGAAUAAAGGGCAAAGCAGUGUCCUGGUAACGUGUACAAACAGUACUUCUACAGUAUUUGUCAGGAAACGGCACCAAACAGUCUUGAAAUGCUUAAAAAUGUACCCUUCUACUGCUUGAUAUUUUACAGUUGGUAGAUUUUCCUUGUUUUGUUGGUGUUAACUCUGGAAUGCGCUGAAAUGUUUAGAAAUUGCAGACAUUUUCAGGUGGAAUCAGGGACUGUUUUUAUGCCAUCUCCAAAUAUUUGUUGAACUUGUGUUUCAUUUCUGACUACGAUAAUGCUUCUCUCUCUGUAUCAAUCUGGAUUUUGGUGUGCAGGAUCUUUACAAGAGAUCCUUGGCCUUUUUGCCAAGGAAGCCUUCCUGCCAAGGAUGAAUGGAUGGCAGCAUGGAGAACACAGUCCCUUCUCCUCGUGGAUGAGACACACUGGUGGUGCACAGUGAGACUGUGCUGGGCAGAUUUCAUUGUUUCUGCCUCCAUUUUUGUUGUGUAUAACCUACUGAUGGCAGUAUCCUGUACCUUCAAACUAGAAAUCACCAAAUAAGAAGCAUCUAACCAUACCACCUGGCAAGACUUAUCUAAAAACCCUCUCGUAUUUUUAUGCGAACAAAAUAAAACAUCACAAAAGUACUGAACCAAUUGCAUGUUUAUUUCAGUACAAGUUUCUAAAGUGUUCCAUAGUGCCAUUCUGCU
Lagopus leucura (white-tailed ptarmigan) is the source of this 2929-nucleotide messenger RNA. RefSeq names its product G protein-coupled receptor 132 (gene GPR132). The coding region runs from base 399 to 1664 and encodes 421 amino acids. The transcript is spliced from 4 exons. Lineage: Eukaryota; Metazoa; Chordata; Aves; Galliformes; Phasianidae. Gene Ontology annotation, molecular function: G protein-coupled receptor activity. Gene Ontology annotation, biological process: negative regulation of G2/M transition of mitotic cell cycle; G protein-coupled receptor signaling pathway; G1/S transition of mitotic cell cycle. Gene Ontology annotation, cellular component: membrane. The record is from RefSeq and is a predicted model, not a curated record.